Cooperia oncophora is the source of this 480-nucleotide messenger RNA. The record is from the annotation of a GenBank genome assembly. NCBI's taxonomy places the organism in Eukaryota, Metazoa, Nematoda, Chromadorea, Rhabditida, Trichostrongylidae.
GUUGCUGUGAUUCACGGUGAGCAGAAGGAUUCCGAAGAAUCGGGACUUGAAGAUGGUCGCCAAAGUCCUCCGCCCAAUUAUGCACCAUUCGAGCUAUUUCCUUCCCAGGAACCAAAACAAAAACCUCCUUUGACUGUUGUCGGAGAUGUUGGCGGACGUAUCGCUAUAAUGGUGGACGAUAUCAUUGACGAUGCCCAAUCGUUUGUGGCCGCUGCCGAGGUACUGAAAACUCGUGGAGCAUACAAGAUCUAUGUGAUAGCUACACAUGGUGUACUGAGCUCAGAUGCUCCUGCACUUCUUGAAGCUUCUCCGAUCACUCAGGUUAUCGUGACUAACACUGUUCCUCAUGAAGUCCAGAAAAUGCGCUGUCACAAGAUCAAAACCGUCGACAUCUCUCUGAUGCUUUGUGAAGCUGUUCGACGUAUUUAUCACAAUGAGUCUAUGGGACAACUGUUCCGUGAUAUUACUCUUGAUGACUAG